Molecule: messenger RNA, 2187 nt
Organism: Eleginops maclovinus (Patagonian blennie)
Lineage: Eukaryota; Metazoa; Chordata; Actinopteri; Perciformes; Eleginopidae
Exons: 10
Coding region: 255-1430 (391 amino acids)
Molecular function (GO): protein binding
Source: RefSeq, a predicted model, not a curated record
AAAGUCUGGCACUCAUCCCUCUCCAGAAAAGAGAAGCUCUCCGCCCAUUUCCCGCCUCCACCAAGUCUCAUAUCUUUCUCAGAAGGAACUGAAAGGUUGGGUUUAAAGACGGACAUUUACUGUCUUUUCACAAACUGUGACAGCGGGACUGACUCCAGGCGGUUUCGUUAUCAACGGGAAUAAUUUAUAAAAAAACGUUUUUUUGUUUCCUUUUACCCUCGAAACUAAACCAACACUCAAAAAGGAAAACCGGGAUGUGUCAAAGUCGGGACGUCUUGUUUUUAAGCUGCCUCUUUUUAACGGUCCUGUCCCAAGACGGACACACGUUAUUACCACAAAAUGUGUCCCUACGCUGGAUUCAUGACUUCCAGCAGCAGUUGAUCUGGGCACCACCACAGCACUCGAUGGAAAAAUGCAAAUAUGAAGGUUAUGCAAAAUUAAAGAACACAGAAAAUGACAAGGAAAAAUCUGAUAUGACGUCCCCCUGGCAGCUGGAUUUCGUGAUGGAAGGGGGGUUUCUGGAAAUGUCUGUAAAAAGUGUCUGUGGUGACAAAACCAGUGAGCCGGUGGUCAGGAAUGUCACCUACCCAGAGCUGGUGAGGGACUUGCAGUGCUACGUAACAUCCAGCACACAAACUCACUGCAUCUGGAAGAAUACCAUUCACACUCCCUCGGAUAUGGGGUUCUUCUAUCACUUAACCACGGCUUUCAAGAAAAAUGAUUCCAGCCCGCCCACCUACGACAUUAGAGAGUGCCCAUCGUACAAUAUCACCGGCGACCUCAGGACCGGCUGUGAUCUGAAGGCCGACGUCCAAAAUAACAUGCUCAUUGCGUUUAACGGGACGCUGAACAAGAAGCCUGUGAGGAACACCUUCAGGGUAGUGCUCAUUGCCGAUGUGAGACCUCCUGCCCUUCAGUGGACUGUCACCAAAAAAAGGGACUCAUUCCAAAUCAGCUGGACUAAGCCCAACAUCAGUAUGUCUUGGGAAUACACAAUCAGAUACACUGAAUGCACUGAGACAAAGACGUUACAGGUUAAAGACAACGCAACAUCGACUACGUUGCCAAUUGUCUCUCACUGUCCGUACAAAAUUGCCAUUCAAGCAAAAAGCUUGGGAGGAGAGACACCAUGGACUGACGACAAGGAUUUUGCUGCAGACACAGACCCCAAUGCGUGGGUGUAUGCGGCCGUUAUCAUCCCGCUGCUGAUCGCUUUCCUGGCAGGCCUGGCCAUCCUGUGUUGCAGGGAGAAUUGGAAAAUCCUCUUCCCCAAAAUCCCAAUACCUCGUGACCUCAUCAGCGGAAUUUCUAACAACAACAACAACAACAACAAGAGCAUGGGCCCCCCCCUGUACGUCCCCGCAGAGAAGGAGGACAACUUUAACAUCACUCUGGUGACAGACCCCCAAAUCAGCAAACCGGACAUCUGAUCGGCCCCAUUCUAAUUUUCUGUCUCAACAAGACAAUGUGAAGACGUGAAUGUUACACUCAUGAAUCCAGGAGAUUCUUUAGCCCACGUGCAUCAAGGGAGAUCUCAGAUCAAACUUCCAUUGAACAUGAAAUUUUGGCAGCUAUGCAUUCCUUUUAAACGCACACCAGCAGUAUGAUUUAGUUUUGACUUAUGGGAGAGUGUGUUUGUCUGUUUCUUAGCAGGUUUACAAAUAAAUGACUGUUACAGAUUUACGUGAAACUCUGUUCAAGAGCAUGUACCAAGCAAUGACCUCUUCAGUUCCAUAGCAGAAUGGAAUCACAGGUUGGAGGCAGGCAUUAUUUUUCCUUAUUAUUUGUCUUUUGUUGCUCUAAAUGUCUUCGCUGCACUACUUUGGUGGAAUCAAUACAUUAAUGUGUCCUUAUUUGAAGCAAUAUAGUAAAAGUGAUGAAUAGUUUUAGCAGUUUCCGGGCAUUAUAUUUGAAAUGAGCUUGUCCCAGAUUGUAUGAGGAGGUGUGGAGUUUCUGCUUUUCUCUGUUGUAUAUAAAUAUUGUGUGUUUUUAAUUGAUUUUGCUUCAUAGAUACAGUUAUAUCAAAUGUUUAUGGAUAUGUGUGCAGAAGUCGGGGGAGGAUGAAGACUAUCACUGUGAUAUAAAUGAAUCCCUUGUGUGAAAAUACUGAUGAAUAUUGGGGCUGUACAUUUUGAAAGAGCCAAUCAGGAAGGAUGGAUGUAAUUUUUAAUAAAUGUUUUGAGUUUC